Molecule: messenger RNA, 2449 nt
Organism: Chara braunii
Lineage: Eukaryota; Viridiplantae; Streptophyta; Charophyceae; Charales; Characeae
Source: the annotation of a GenBank genome assembly
UCGCCUCGACACAUCUUCUUCCACUCGGCUCAACGUCGGUCGCUAGCGGCGGAAGGACUCCGUUUUGUUGUCGUUGCUUUAUACGGAGUGAAGGUCCUUUCGCCGCGGGUAGGGCGAUCGACGGAGCUUUUGUUACUUGUGUGGAUUCGUCGCCUAGAAGCCUUUCUCUCUCUCUCUCUCUCUCUCUCUCUCUCUCUCCCUCUCUCUCUCUUGUUCUCUUUGUCCCGACUGCUGCGCCAUCGCCCCGCUUUCUUUUUGUAGUAUCUAUUUAACGAGUAAGUCGGUGAACAUGGUGAGCUUCCUGUUCACCUCGGAGUCCGUCAAUGAGGGGCACCCGGACAAGCUGUGCGACCAGGUGUCCGAUGCCAUCUUGGAUGCUUGCCUCGAGCAAGAUCCCGAGAGCAAGGUGGCAUGCGAGACUUGCACGAAGACGGGAAUGGUCAUGGUGUUCGGCGAGAUCACCACCAGAGCUACUGUGAACUAUGAGAAGAUUGUGAGGGAUACAUGCCGUGGUAUCGGCUUUACCGCGGAGGAGGUGGGGUUGAACUGUGACACGUGCAAGGUACUGGUCCAUAUCGAGGAGCAGAGUCCUGAUAUUGGCCAAGGUGUGCAUGGUAUGGGCACGAAGAGGCCUGAGGAAAUCGGUGCAGGUGACCAGGGUAUCAUGUUCGGUUAUGCAACGGAUGAGACUCCAGAGUUUAUGCCUUUGACUCACGUUCUUGCUACCAAGAUUGGCGCCAGGCUGACGGAGGUCAGGAAGAACGGAACUGUCAAGUGGCUCCGACCUGAUGGCAAGACGCAAGUGACUGUGGAAUACAAGAAGGAUGCGACGGGUGCUCUUGAGCCUAUCCGCGUGCACACCAUCUUGAUCUCGACGCAGCACGACGAGUCCGUUUCCAACGACCAGAUUGCGGCCGAUCUUCGAGAGCAUGUCAUCAAGCCCGUCGUUCCUGCCAAGUACCUCGACGAGAACACUAUCUUCCAUCUCAACCCUUCUGGCCGAUUCGUGAUUGGUGGGCCGCACGGAGAUGCUGGGCUUACCGGUAGGAAGAUCAUCAUUGACACGUACGGAGGCUGGGGUGCCCACGGCGGCGGAGCUUUCAGCGGCAAGGACCCGACCAAGGUGGACAGGAGCGGAGCAUACAUUGUCCGUCAGGCGGCGAAGAGCGUCGUUGCCGCCGGGCUUGCCCGCCGCUGCCUCGUGCAGGUUUCCUACGCUAUUGGUGUCGCUGAGCCACUGUCCGUCUUCGUCGACACGUACGGAACUGGAAGGGUAGACGACCAAGAUAUCCUCGAUAUCAUCAAGGAGAACUUCGACUUCAGACCCGGCAUGAUCAUCCAAGCCCUUGAUUUGACCCGUGGAGGCAAGCAGAGGUUCCAGAAGACGGCGGCGUACGGACACUUCGGCCGCGACGACUCUGAUUUCACUUGGGAGACGGUCAAGGUGCUCACCAGGAACGGACAGCCCGUUAAGAUUACCGCUGCUUAAUUAAUUGAUUGAUUGAAUGAUUAAAUUAUUGAUUGAUUGAUUGGCUAGUCUACAGGAGAUGUGAAGUAAGUUGCUGUCGCCCGAGCGAACGUUCGUCGAUUCCUUCGGUCGGUCGAUUUACAACCGCCUUCACUUUUUUUUGCACGUUACGACUGUUCGUUUAUGCGGCCGAAAGAUUGGCGACUAAUCUCUCGCGGCGGUUGCUGAAUGGAUAUCGUGCUUUUUUUCCCUUCCCGCUUUGUUUAUUUCAUUUCUUCUUGUUGCUAGGAUGGAGCUGGAAGUUGGAUUUGAGUUUGUCUUAUUCGUGGAGGAGUAUCGUUGAAAGACGAGCAUAGAUGAUGAAAGCGCUUCCGGAUAAGGACUGCGCAUGCUACAAUAGCGUCAAUGUUUCCGCUCGUCCUAUUUCGUUUCGUAUUUCGCUCCAGAAGUUGGUGUGUUCAGAAUGUGUCCUCGCUCCGGUCCUUCUGUCGGGUGUCUAUUUGGCACAUUGAAUAGAUCGUUGAAAUUGGACUUCUCGGAGUCGAGUUUUCUCAAAGAGAGAGCAGUAAAGGUGUGACAGAGGAGUGGACAAGUGAUACCUCAGGAGCGUUUCGUUGGACGAAGGCCCGGUAUCAUUGCUCUUCUGCGAAUCCUUCAUAGGUAGCUUUCGGCUUAGGUUUUCAAUCUGGUGGUGGCGGCAGUCUCUCUUUCUCUCUUGAAUGGUGGGGGCAGGAGGAAGAAGGGUUGGUGAUUAGAGUGGUGCGUUCAAAUGGGGAGCGCGGCCUUCAAAUAAGAAUCUUGCUGCCGAGAAACGAGUACGCGAGGUGUGUUUUUACGCAGUUCGCGACUCGAGGGAAUAAUUUUUAAGCUUGCACUAUCCCUCUGGGAGGGGCUCAGCUAAAUUCUUGAAAUUUUCGACAUGUGCGUGUGAACAUAUUGUUUUGGGCUCUUAUUCUUUUCGGCUACGUGUUGCUUACGAUG